AUGGGCGUAUUUCUUGAAAAUGUACGAGUUCCACUCCCGUAUUUUUCCAUUGCUAAACGAACAUGUCGAAUAGGGAGACCACGCAUAUUUGGGCAAUUUCCUUAUUUGAUAGCAAUUGCGGUCGCUUGGUGCAUUUGUCUUCUGCUCACUGUUACUGAAGUAGAACCGAAGGGCGGGGAGGCAAGGACGGAUAAAAACUACACAAUGGCGGUCAUUGCUCAGUCUCCUUGGUUUCAAAUACCAUACCCAGGCCAGUUUGGAUGCCCUCAUGUUUCAUUUGGUCUUACAUUGGGAUUUCUCUCCUCAUGUAUUGCAUGUAUGAUGGAAAGUAUUGGUGAUUAUCAAACCUGCGCUAGGGUCUCCCAUCAACGAACGCCUCCUUCAUCGUCAGUAAAUCGAGGAAUAAUUUUUGAAGGAGUUGGCAGUGCUUUAGCUGCUUCUGUGGGACUUGCUACUGGUGUCACUACUUAUGCUGAGAAUAUCGCAUUAAUGCAUAUCACUAAGGUAGUGAGCCGUUCUACUAUGCAAGUAGCUGGUGUACUGCUUGUCCUAACUGGCCUCUUUACCAAAUGUGCUGCUGUGUUAGCCUCAAUUCCAGACGCUGUUAUUGGCGGAAUACUCGCAAUGGGGGUAGCCAUGAUAACUGGCGUAGCAAUUAGUAACUUGCAGCUCGAAGUAGUUAGAUUAAUUAAGAACGUUGAUUUACGGCUGACUCGUAAUUUAACAAUCAUGGGGACAGCCAUCUUGAUGGGAGCAGUGAUCCCACACCACUUUGAGAACAACCGAGUAAACACAGGAGUGAAGACCAUGGAUGACUGUCUGAAUAUGCUUCUGAGCAUUCGAAUGCUUAUAGCAGGAGUAGUUGCUUUCAUAUUAGACAAUACUGUACCAGGCGCAACUAGGGAGCAGAGAGGAUUUGCCCUCAAGGAUCUGAAUGAAAAUAUUUCUGCCGAAGACGAUGGCUACGCACCACCACCGAUAGUGCGAAGGUAACU
Strongylus vulgaris is the source of this 995-nucleotide messenger RNA. Lineage: Eukaryota; Metazoa; Nematoda; Chromadorea; Rhabditida; Strongylidae. The record is from the annotation of a GenBank genome assembly.